Molecule: messenger RNA, 474 nt
Organism: Colletotrichum navitas
Lineage: Eukaryota; Fungi; Ascomycota; Sordariomycetes; Glomerellales; Glomerellaceae
Exons: 2
Coding region: 1-474 (157 amino acids)
Source: RefSeq, a predicted model, not a curated record
AUGUCCCCUGUGGCCCCCGGCAAGGAAGCCAAGGACACAGAAGAACAACCGAGCAUCUGCUGCGGAAGCAUUGCGUUCCGGCCUGUUAAUGCUGUUCGUUCCGUUUCCCCCAACUUGGAAAUAAACCCGAAUCAGCGACCUGCAUACCACCUGCCACAUCACUCUCGCCCUCACGCCGCGAGCCAUCACAACAGCUGCCUGGGCCCGCCAAAUCCAACCCCCAAAGGCCAGAGGCAGGAACUCGAAGGACAAAACCACGGACGCCUGCGCCCUCGAUUGGCCCAAUUCGACACUCCCCGUCCGCCCUGCGCUGCCACGCCUGCAGUGUACCCGGUACGAACCACCUGCGUGGUCUAUCAGGUUCUCUGGUACGCCGCAUCGCAUCGCGCCGCGCAGCAACACACGCAGGAAGAGAUCAUCAGUCUCCCCACGCCUGCUGCUGCCCUCUUGGAGGAACCCUUGCCUGCCAGAUAG